AUGAUUACAAAUGCUCCUGAAGGUUUAGAAAAUAUUUGUGUAGUGUGCUUUAAAAAUGUGGAAAUUUUUUCAAUAGGUUGCUGUGACCAUAUGGUUUGCUACGAAUGUUCUACUCGAAUGAGAGUAUUAUGUUGUCAAAAUGAAUGUCCUAUUUGCAGGCAAGAUUUACCAAGGGUUGUAUUUACAAGCAAUGUAAAACCAUUUAAUGAAAUUCAAAAUUGCUCAACAUUAGAAGAUAAAAAAUUUAAAAUUUGUUUUCAAAAUAAAAAAGUCCAAGAUGCAUUUUAUUCUCUUUUGGAACACAGUUGUAGUGUUUGUCCUAACAAUCCAUCUUUUAAGACAUUUAAAAAUUUAUAUGAUCACAUGAGAAAGCAACAUGAUCUUUAUUAUUGUGAUUUAUGUGUGGAACAUCUAAAAAUAUUUACAUCUGAAAGACAAUGUUACACUUCUAAAAAUUUAGAUUUGCAUAAAAAAAAAGGAGAUGCAGAUGAUAGAAGUCAUCGUGGUCAUCCAUUAUGUCAAUUUUGCGAUGUUCGUUACAUGGAUAAUGAUUGCUUAUAUAGGCACUUAAGAAGAGAUCAUUUAUAUUGUCAUUUUUGUGAUGCCGAUGGUUUCGAUUUAUACUACAGUUCGUAUGACUACUUGCUGGAUCAUUUUCGUACUGAACAUUAUUUAUGCGAAGAAGGUUCUUGCAUUGAUGAAAAAUUCACACCGGUAUUUCGUACUGAUAUUGAUUUAAAAGCUCAUAGAGCAUCUGCUCAUGGGCGAAUUUUAGGAAAAGCUGCCGCUAAACAGGCAAGAACUUUAGAAUUGGAAUUUACUCUGAAACCUAGAAAUAGACAUCAAGAAUCGUCCAAAAGAGAUAGAAGUGGCAUUAGCGAUAAUGGUCCUUUAGAAGUAGCUGUCGGAGGUGUUAUUGGAAGUCAAUCGCGUACUGCGUUGCCAAAUUUCGAUUCAAGCCAAUUCCCAUCUCUUCCAUCUGGCACAAGUUCCGUAGUUACUUCUAUACCGCAAACUCGUGGUAGAAAUAGUAAUCUUACAAUUCAUGCUUUCGGUAGAAGAAAUGCUCCUUUAGCGCUUACAGAUGAAAAUUUUCCCGUAUUAGGAGUAGGAUGUGAAAGUAGCGGUCCAGGAACAUCAGUAAAGUUAAACAUUAAUCAGGAAAGGGGAAGUACGAGCAAAAGCGGAAGUGGUACUACUAGAAACGUUUCAAUUCACGUAAAUCACAAAUCAAGCGGAGAACAAAAAAUUAAAAUUAGACACGAUGAUAUUCCUUCUUCUAGCACGGAUAAAUCUCAACAAUCAAGCGGAACUUCUGCCAAAUGGGCAACAAUUAGCAAUAAAAAAUUAGAACCGACGCCAAAAUCUAAUCCUUCAUCAAAAGGACCUCCUAAAACUCAUAAAUUAAAUAGCACCGAAGAUUUUCCUAGUCUUAAUUCUAAAUUCAGUACUAAUCUUAAUUUAAGAGAUCUAGAUGCAUCUAAACCUGAUUUUGUAAAUAUAAAAACUUAUCGAAACAACAACAACAACAAAGUUCAAGAACCGAAAGAAAAAAAAUCAAGUACUCUGACCAUAUCCGUGGAUAACGUGAGGUCUGAAACAUCGGAAAUACCAAUUAUGUUUAAUUCGCUAAAAACGAAAUCUAAAAAAAAAAAAUCUAAAACGAAUAAUGUUGAAGAAAAGUCAGACACGGCUAAAAAAAAAAGUUCUAAAGAAAUUGAAAUAAAAACGGAUGUAAAUGAAAAAAAAAAAAAUUUACAAAAUAAUAAUAAUAGUGCCUUACCACUUGUAACAAGUUCCGAUGAGCCUGCACUUGGGAAACCGUUACCAAAAGUUGAAGAUUGGUUUGGAGAAUUUAAAAAUUGUGAUACGAGGAAAAAAAAUGUUGAAAAAAAAAAAUCAAAGGAAAUUGAUUUACUACCUAGUGAUGAUGAUAUCGUUGCGUCUUCAUCACCUUCAAACCUAAAUUUUUCCGUUUUAAAUAAUUUUGAUUAUGUCGGUCCAUCAAAAAGCAACGUUAAUUUAAAUGUGACCGUUGAAAAUUUAAAAUCGAACGCUCCACCGGGUUUUGAUAAUUUUAACGGAUGUUUUAACAACAACAACAACAACAACGAUAUAAUCAAAAAACCUCCUCCAGGAUUUACCGCAGAAUUUUCCACGUCAAACGGUUUAACAUUUACUAAUAGUUGCGGUCAAAGUUUUGCCAUACCAACGGAAUUCGAAUAUACUCCACCGAUUGAUUUCGAAAAGAGAAAUUCGAAAUUGAUUUCGAAAGUCAAUAAGAUAAUAUCGAACGAAGAAAUAUUAGAUAAUUUUCGUAAAAAAUCAAUAUUGUUCAGACAAAGUUUAUUAUCGGCGAAAGAAUAUUACGAGCAUUGCGUGAAAAUAUUGGGUGAUAAAAAUUUGCAAGAAAUUUUUCCGGAAUUAUUAGUUCUCCUUCCCGAUAUAAACAAACAACAGGAAUUGUACAUUGUUUUUUCACUUAGUCCGAAUUUUCCCAAAACUAAAAUAUUUGAUGCUUGCAUAAAUUGUCAUCAAAUAUUAAGUAUCCCUGAUGUCGAACAACACAUGUUUAAUCAUAGUAUAGAACAAAAUUUUCCUUUACACCAAACAAACACCAAACAGUGGACGAAAUGA
Molecule: messenger RNA, 2637 nt
Organism: Pediculus humanus corporis (human body louse)
Lineage: Eukaryota; Metazoa; Arthropoda; Insecta; Psocodea; Pediculidae
Exons: 7
Coding region: 1-2637 (878 amino acids)
Biological process (GO): rescue of stalled cytosolic ribosome; protein ubiquitination
Molecular function (GO): ribosome binding; ubiquitin protein ligase activity
Source: RefSeq, a predicted model, not a curated record